AUGGCGAUUCUGGUGGCGGAGGUGGUGUCGCCGGAGGAGAGCCCGGAGGAGUUGCGGGGCCAAGUUUUUUUCGUCCCCUUCUCACACCCCGAACUGCUCGACCCGCUAAAAAAAUCCCCUCGUUCGAUCCCCAACCUCCCCCCAGUCCCGUCGCCGCUGCUGCCUAUCCCGCCUCCUACCGGUGCGCCACCACUCCCGCCUCCUUCCGGCGCGCCGUCAUCCCUGCCUCCUACCGGCGCGCCGCCAGACCCUCCUUCUUCCCUGGAGUGCCGCCACCCCGCUACCCCCGCCAUCUCCCACCAUGGGGUAACCCUAGAUGGCCGCCGGCCCGCCGUCGCCGACGUCGCCUCCUUCUCCCUUGGCCCUCAGCCACCCAACGGCAGCUGCAUCACGCCGAUUAGGUCUUACCCCAGGACAGCCACGGGUGUCGUCAUCUCCAGAAGCCUGCCCCCAAAUCGUUGCCACCUGCGCCUCCGAUUCAGCCAACGUCGGUCAUCUCCCUCUUCGUCCUCCACGGGUGUUGCUCUGCCUCGGUCUAUAAUUAACGUCCAUGCCCCAACGCCUUCUCACUGUUCCUCCCCUGAGCGCACCCCGCGGCUAACCCUAGGGACCGAGUCGGGCUUGCCGGCACGGCCGCGUCGUGUGCUGUUGGCACCCCACUCCACCUGCUAUGUUGCGCCCCGGUCUCCAACAGCCAUUCCGAGGAACCCAUCUCGCCGCCACCAUCGUCUGCUAUCCUCCAAUAAGUGUGUUGCGGUACGCCGAUGUCCUCCCAUCGGCAAGCUCCGCCCCUGCUGGCAUCGUCCACUCACACCAUGUCCUCCUCUUUGCCAAGCAGCGUUAAGUGGUGAUUAUCAGAAGUCCAAGACCACACUGUAGGCAGGAAAAAGGAAUGUUCUUGGUAAGCUAUAGUAUUCCAUUCUUAAUUUACUCACUUCAAUGCAUAGUUUUGUUAGUUCUUCCAUUAGUUUCUAUUGAAGUAUGCUCAAUGGGAUAGGGUUUAGAAAGUUAUAUGCAUAAUGGGAGAUUACUUGAUUUGCUAAUCCUUAUCUGGUUAGCGAUUCCUCACAAACUCAAGCGAUAAUAUGCACAUGUUUCUUCGUGCCGUACUUUGAUCUAUGCGUGCUGAUUGAGAGAUUCUUGGUCUUCAGUUUUUAUGUACAACUCAAGUGACCAAAUUGUAUUAGAUUCUUUUCCCUCACAAACUGCGGUCUUGAUGCCUUCCUGUUGAAAAAAAAAAGAAAUGGGGGCAUGGGGCACAUUAUGCAGUCAGAACCUAGCUGUUACUAUACGACCAUGAACAUAAUUCUGGGAGGUAGCACGUGGUCGUUCUUAGUAAUAGUAUGUUGGAAUUGUAGGAUAUGGCUCUCAUU
This is a messenger RNA of Triticum aestivum (bread wheat), 1373 nucleotides long. Its product is annotated as vegetative cell wall protein gp1. The transcript is spliced from 3 exons. The record is from RefSeq and is a predicted model, not a curated record. Bases 1 to 879 code for a protein of 292 amino acids. Lineage: Eukaryota; Viridiplantae; Streptophyta; Magnoliopsida; Poales; Poaceae.